AGCUGAGUAUCAUCUUUGGCACUCACAAGAAUCAGCAAGCUCAGAGCAAGGCACAGGGAGUGCAGAGUGCACGGCAAGAAAAACCUUCACACUCUUCUGGGGAAAAAGAUUAAAUCAUCAGGAAGAGAGACUCGUACAAAUCUUCAAAAAAAGGAACUUUCUGCAGCUGUUUACUCAUCUGCUUCAUGAAAGGACCAUGACUGUGGACUGGAGUAAUGGGAAAUGUUGUUCGGGGAGCUGUGGCCUUCAUUCCAUCAGACCGAUGUGAGCGAUUCUUGGUGGGGGACUUGAAGGAGAUGCCACAUGAUUGCACCAUAGACCUGUGUAGCCGUCAUCUUCAUCGCUUUCCCCUUAGAGUAUGUGCCUUCAGAGACCUUGUUAAACUUUAUCUGAGUAACAACAACUUGAACAGUUUGCCUCCUCAACUUAGCAAUCUGGAAAAGCUUCAAAUUCUUGCUCUGGACUUCAACAGUUUUGUGGAACUGCCUCUGGUUGUUUGCAGUCUUCGGCAACUAAGCAUACUCUACCUUGGAAAUAAUCAAAUUGCCAAACUGCCAAAAGAUCUGUCUCAGCUCAGUGGACUAAAGACAUUAUGGCUAGACAACAACUGCUUUACAAAGUUUCCAUCUGUAGUAUGUAAACUUUACAACCUCAAAACUCUUCAUCUGGGUUACAAUCAGUUUCGUAGCUUGCCUCCUGAGCUUUUGAGGUUAAAAGAGCUGCGAAGUAUUUGGCUAUCAGCCAACGUUCUGAAUAAAUUUCCACCAGUGCUUCUGGAAAUGCACUGGUUGGAAGUGAUUGAUGUAGAUAGGAACCACAUACAGUAUUUUCCACCACUUGUACACCUAACAGGGCUUAAGGUUAUCAUCUAUGACCAUAAUCCAUGUUUUAAUGCGCCUUUAGUAGGAGAAGGGGUGAAACGGGUGGGCCGGUGGGCAGAUAGUCCUGAUGAUGUGGAUGAUGAAUCUGAACGAAAAACAGCUGAAAUGUCCAUUGAAGAAAAAAACACUGAGGUGUCCACAGAGGUGAGAGAAAAGCUUCCAGAGAAUUUGUAAAAGAAAGAAGUAUGAUGUUUAAUGUCUAGUAUACACAUUGAACAGUAUCACUCAUGUUUCCUAGUUCAUGCUGCAAAAGAACAUAUCUAGUUAUAACAUUAUAAUAUUCUUUAAUAUGAUAUUUAGUAACUUUUUUCAAGUUUUUCUCCUUUAUGGAAGAUUCAUUUCUGUAAAGUUAUAACAUUUCUGUAUUAGAGAUGAUCUUGAAUUAAAAUGUAUGAGGUCUUGGAAAAUUUUUUCCAAUGAUGAAUUGCUAAUUUCCAACAACGUACCUCACCUCUUCAAUAAUGCAUGUGUGAAGUGACAGAUUUGGGUCUCCAGUUUAAUGUAGGACCCUUAAUAGGAUUUAAUCAUCAUUCUUACUGUUCCUGGUUGCAUAUUGGAGUGUUGAGUAGACUACUGUUUAUGCAAAGAUUAACCUUGUUUUAGCACCUUUUUAUGUGCAUUUUUGCGGUAAUUAAAAAAAAUAAAUAGAAAAAUAUGUUACACCAGUAAGAUAAUACUCAAAUGGGAUAUUAUGUACAUUUUGUAUUAUUGUCAGCAAAGCUGAUAAGACUGUCACAUAUUUUGUGUGAAGUGUGUUGUUUUGAUAUGCAAAGAAAUGCUUAAAUAAACUUGCAAAAUUUA
Molecule: messenger RNA, 1682 nt
Organism: Silurus meridionalis
Lineage: Eukaryota; Metazoa; Chordata; Actinopteri; Siluriformes; Siluridae
Gene: lrrc10
Product: leucine rich repeat containing 10
Exons: 2
Coding region: 216-1055 (279 amino acids)
Molecular function (GO): protein binding
Source: RefSeq, a predicted model, not a curated record